This is a messenger RNA of Anneissia japonica, 1603 nucleotides long. RefSeq names its product Down syndrome cell adhesion molecule-like protein 1. Gene Ontology annotation, molecular function: cell adhesion molecule binding. Gene Ontology annotation, cellular component: cell-cell junction. The record is from RefSeq and is a predicted model, not a curated record. Bases 61 to 1080 code for a protein of 339 amino acids. NCBI's taxonomy places the organism in Eukaryota, Metazoa, Echinodermata, Crinoidea, Comatulida, Comatulidae. The transcript has 6 exons. Gene Ontology annotation, biological process: cell-cell adhesion.
UUUUCAUCCAAUGAUCUCUCCUAUAUCCGGAAUUACAAAAGAUUGCCUGGUUUUACUAAAAUGGCAUGGUACCAAACAUUCUUGGUGACAUUGGUUGGAAUCUUGUUGGUUAUCAAAUGCACUCCAAAUGCUGAUUGUAGUAUUGAUCCCUCAUCAAUAACUGAAAGACCCAACGAAGAUGUAGUAUUGCGCUGUACCUGCAGAAAUGUCGAUGUAACUGCAUAUUCAAUUGAGUGGUGUCUGCAGCAACAAUGUCCUCUUCAAUCAAAUGCAGAUUACUCCACAGUGGUAACGUCAGUGGACGCCCAGGAGAAAUACAGUAUCCUGACAGUGAUAUAUGCACAAAUAGAUGAUUCCCAUACAUAUUAUUGUGAGGUGAAUGGUACAAUUGUUGCACAGGCAGAUAUUAACAUUGUUGAAGUUCCAGUCACAGAUUUAUUACCAGACGAUGCAAGUAUUACCUAUGGAGAAAGUACCAAUCUUACUUGCGAACUACGAGACAGUAAUGACCAACUUGUUAAUGCGACUGGACCAGUAAUAUGGAGAAAAAACAAUAUGAAAAUCAUUGCAGAUGUUGAUAAUGAUGGAGAAGUAGAUCUUCAUUUGACUGAUAACCAACUAAUGAUAAUCGACGCUGAAUCGGCUGAUGGUGGUGUCUACUCCUGUGGACUUGAUAAUCAAAUCCUUCCAGUUAAAGACGAAGUAGUCAUAGAAACUGCUGCAAAGAUAAACAAGAAUUAUUCAGUUAAAGCCACGGUUGGGUCGAAAGUUACUCUAACUUGUUCAGCCACAGGUUAUCCACUGGCAAGUCUCCUGUGGAAGGAUCACUCAGGCUCUGAAGAAACAGACUUGUUAUCUAGCAAAUCCACAUCUUCACUCGUGUUUCCAAGUGUUAAGAAAUCAGAUGAUGGGAUAUAUCAGUGCUCAGCAACCAAUGGGAUUGGUGAAACUGAAAACACAUACAUUACAUUGAGCAUAGAUUCAUCUGUGUGGAGAGUUUCACCAUCAGCCUGGACCAGCAUCUUCUCUCUCAUCAUAAUGUAUGCCUGCAUUAACUAUAUUUCGCUUACCAGUAACUAAGUCUAUACAUGGUUUAUCAUUGUAAACAACUGUUUUGAUGGGCCUAAAGUGUAUGGAAUUGCAAGAGGUCCGACUGCCCUGAUUUUGUAUGCACGCAAUAAACUAAUACUACCACAAGAUAGGGGGCACCCUAUUUAUGAAUGCCCUUUACGCUCUUUUAAAGGAUGCCCUCUACUUCUGCUAGUACUUUUUUUGAAAUAGGAUUGCGUUCCAACGAAACGCUAAUGCCCGUAUUCUUAAAACAAACUUUAGUCGGAACUUCGAACUAGAACUUAAUUUAGUGCUAGUUGCAACUUCAACUUCAAUUUGUAUUCACAAACAACGUAGUCGAAGUUUUAACUACGACUAAAUCAAGUCCUAGUUGUAGUUCAACUGAAAACGACUGGUAAGCCAUGACUACCAAACUAACCAAUGAAAAAAGAACUAACUUUAAUAGCAGACGAAAUUUUAAAGAUCCGGUAACAUAGAUGAAUAUUAAGCUGCCGUCUGUGGUUCAAAAACGUAUUUCCUCAUAAUUCAUAAU